CCUCAUCCUCUUCACUAACUUAUCCUCCAUUUUCGAGCCCAUUCUGUUGUUCCCUUUUAGAUCUUACCUCCUACACAUCUUACACUCGAUAGGCUCCUCCUGGUUUUCGUGACUAGGAAUAGAGUCCCUGCGGGACCCGUUCAAAAUGGUGCGCGAGGAGCUUAUCUCGUCUGCUGUAAGUCUCCUCCAAGAUCCGUCUGUCGCUUCUUCGCCAAUCGAAAAGCGAGUCGCAUUCCUGCAGUCGAAGAAUCUCACGAGAGAGGAGAUCGAUGUCGCUCUUUCGCGAGUAGGAGAAGAUCCGGCCGCCGCGGCCGCGGCAACAUCAACCUCGAAUUAUCAGCCCCCUCCGCAACAAGCAGUAUACCGACCACCUCCUCCCCAAUCACCCGCUCCAGGGUAUGGCUAUCCACCAUAUGGUCAAUGGCAGGCUCCUCCAGAACCCCCGAAGCGGGACUGGCGAGAUUGGUUCAUUAUGGCUACCGUCGUGGGUGGUGUGGGAUAUGGGCUUUACACUAUCACCAAGCGUUACAUCUCACCCUUGAUCGCGCCUCCCACACCACCGCAACUAGAGCAGGACAAGCAGGAUAUCGAUGAGCAGUUCGCUCGUGCAUUUACCCUUAUCGAUCAACUUUCUACCGACACAGCCGCCCUAAAGUCUGCUGAAGAAGAGCGAUCAGAGCGGCUUGACGCUGCUCUUAAAGAGGUGGAAAAUCUGGUUUCCGAUAUGAAGAACGCAUCUCGUCGGAGGGACGAUGAGACCCGCCGGAUUAGCGACGAAGUCAAAUCGUUGAAAGACGCCAUCCCCAAGGCCAUGGAGAAUGCCCGCGAGGGCAACGAGAAUCGCUUAAAGGAAUUAAGCACUGAGCUGAAAAGCCUGAAGGUUCUCUUGGGCAAUCGACUUGGUGGCGGUGGUAGCGGUACCAAUUCGCCUGUUGCUGGACGAACUGUGGGCGGGAUCCCUCUUCCAACUGCUUCGCGCGCAGAGGAGUCGGCCCCUGCGUCUAACGCGACAACUAAUGCGACAACAGGAUCUGUUGAGCAGCCAUCUCAAUCUGCGCAGCCCAGUCCAAGUGCGAGCACUGCAACUCUGGGCAACAACCCUCUUUCACAGCUUGGCCGAUCUGCCUCUAUUCCCGCGUGGCAGAUGGCGGCCGCAAACCGCUCCAAGACUGCCUCCCCGGCGUCCUCCAAUGCGGCCGACAACUCCACCUCGACCACCACGGCCACGGAUCUUCAAUUCCUCAUCAUAAUGUCCUCCCGAGAUCAUCCUCGCGACCGCACUGGCCAGUCUUCGCGACACCACACCCACAGCAGAUCCCGCUCCCGUUCUCCGAAUAGAACCGACAGAACCGACAGGCACCGAAGCCGACGCCAUCACCAUCAUCACCACCACCACGACGCCGAUAUUGACCAUGAGAGACACAGACGAGACGGAGAGCGCGAGCGUCAUCGUCAUCAUCGCCACCACCGCGAUCGCAAUACCCCCUCCCACCGCACUUCCAACACAGCGCAAGCCCCCAUAAUCCUCCCAUACCAAUCGCGCGAACUCACCAAACACGAUUUAACCGCCUACACCCCGCUCUUCGCCAUGUACCUCGACAUUCAGAAGGGCUUGUACCUAGAGGAACUUCCAGAGGACGAGGUCAAGGGUCGCUGGAAGAGUUUCAUCCGCAAAUGGAACCACGGAGAACUAGCCGAGGGAUGGUACGAUCCCGCGAUGCUGGAGCGCGCGCGGGCCAACGUCGAUGCCCUUCCUUCUCCAGCUCCUCGUGCAGCCAGCAACGCGCAAGCAGCAGCCUCCGCUCGACGGAAUCAAUCUGAUACCCACCCACGACACGAUCGCGAUAUCACCGCGCAAGAGGAACAAGACGACGACGAUGACGAUAAUGAAGACGACGACUACGGACCCACCCUUCCCCAACCCGACAAGUCACUAUCUGGGCCGACAAUUCCCACGAUACAGGAUCUGGAACUGAAGAGAGAACAAGCACGUGAAGACGCCCUCGCCGCACGCCACGACUCUAACUCGCUCUAUCGAACCGAGCUGCGCUCCCACCGCGCGGAGCUCCGGCAUAUGCACGACGAGGUGGCUCCGCGCGCGGAGCCGGGGACGCACGAGCGUCGCAUGGAGAAGCGACAGGAGGCUGCACAGGCAAAUCGCGCGUUCGCGGAGGCGCGACGCGGCGGGUCGCCGGGGGCGGCGGUGCCGGACGAGGAUCUGAUGGGAUCCGGCGAGAAUGACCUCGACGCGAUUAAAAAGUCCCGGGAAAGGGAGCAGCGGAAGAAGAACGAGCGGGAAAUCCGGCGUGAGGAGAUCAUGCGCGCAAAGGCGGCGGAGAGGGAGGAGAGGCUGCAGAAGUACCGGGAGAAGGAGGAGGAGACGAUUGGAUGGCUGAAGACAUUGGCGAAGCAACGGUUUGGUUGAUCUUCUCUGUCUGUGCCUUCGCCACAACACGAUACAGUCACUUGCAUACCAUAAGUGUUUCGGAUACAUACUUUUCUGCCUGAAUCCACAAGGCAUGAAUGGUGCUGUCUUUCGUUUCUCUGCAGCAGGAUAGAACUUGCUCGCCAUCAUGCCGUUUCAGGUAUGCAUUCAUAUCUGGCUCUGUCCUAGAUAGAUAUAGGAGAGUGAGGACGAAAUUAUGCGAAAAUGAAAGUUAAUU
Aspergillus saccharolyticus JOP 1030-1 is the source of this 2663-nucleotide messenger RNA. RefSeq lists its product as uncharacterized. The coding region runs from base 146 to 2425 and encodes 759 amino acids. Lineage: Eukaryota; Fungi; Ascomycota; Eurotiomycetes; Eurotiales; Aspergillaceae. The record is from RefSeq and is a predicted model, not a curated record. The transcript has 8 exons.